This is a messenger RNA of Chenopodium quinoa (quinoa), 680 nucleotides long. Its product is annotated as gibberellin-regulated protein 1-like. The record is from RefSeq and is a predicted model, not a curated record. NCBI's taxonomy places the organism in Eukaryota, Viridiplantae, Streptophyta, Magnoliopsida, Caryophyllales, Amaranthaceae. The transcript is spliced from 3 exons. The coding region runs from base 163 to 462 and encodes 99 amino acids.
AUGGUGUGCUUUUAUUUGAUACCUAUAGCUGGAUCCUCUCUUGCAUGAGAAUAAAAGGACCUUUUAUUGCUCUAUAUAUACAUCCCUCCUUGCAAUUCUUUUCUUCACUUCUAAUUAAUUAAACAUUCCCUGAUUAAUUAAAAUUAAAUUAACAAACUUAAUAUGGCAAUUUCCAAGCUUUUCAUUGCUACUCUUGUCCUCUCUUUUCUUCUUCUUCAUGUGGUUCAAGCUCAGGAUGUGAUUGAGAGUAACGGUCCAAAGAGGUCUCUCCUUGGUAUAAAUUGUGGAGCAGCAUGUGUAGCUAGGUGUCGGUUAAGCAGCAGACCAAACCUAUGUCACAGGGCAUGUGGAACCUGUUGUGCUCGUUGCGGGUGCGUGCCACCGGGUACUUCCGGUAACCAAGAAAUGUGCCCUUGCUACUACAACCAGACUACCCACGGUGGCAAACGCAAGUGUCCUUAAAUUUUCUACAGCUAAAUGUAUACCAUUAUUGAUUUGACAUAUUGAUAGGGUGAAUACCCAACCUAUUCAAUGCUAGGCGUCCUAUGAACUUUAAGGUGUAUGAAGUUUCAUAUUGGAUUCUUUAAGCGAAACGAUAGAGACUCCAUUUAAUUUUCAAAUUCAUCUAGGCCAAAGGCAGACCUACGUCAAGAUAACUCUUCUUUGAAACACUUUGGUAG